Molecule: messenger RNA, 693 nt
Organism: Penaeus monodon (black tiger shrimp)
Lineage: Eukaryota; Metazoa; Arthropoda; Malacostraca; Decapoda; Penaeidae
Exons: 3
Coding region: 1-693 (230 amino acids)
Source: RefSeq, a predicted model, not a curated record
AUGGAGGUGACUAGGAGAGAGAUGGGAAAGUUGGAAAGAUUAGAAGUCCUAAGUAGUGACAGCCUGGCGGCGUUCUCCAGCAAAACUAGAGGAUCGGAGUAUAUGUGCAUUGCUCGUCCAGACGAAAUUUUCAAUAGGCGAGAUAUUGCUAGCAUUUUAAGCAUGCCUAAACAGGCAACAUACAAACAGAAGUUCAGAAAAGAGUGGUUACAAGAUGAAAUAUGUAAAGACUGGAUCACAGAAGUUCCAAAUGACGAAAAAAGUGUUUAUUGCAAGUAUUGCAAGACAAAAAUAAGGGCAAAAUUCUAUGAUAUAAAGGAUCACUCUAAAAGUAAGAAACACCAAGUCAAUAGUGAACCAUUUUCCUCCUCCAGGCAAUCCAAGAUUAAUUUUCCUAAAGUUGAGAAAUCCCGUGAUGUAUCUCGAGCAGAGGCACAGUUGUGUCUUUUUAUUGCAAAACUUUGUGCUCCUAGGUCAUGUGAUCAUUUGGUAGGUGUUAUAAAGAAGUGUUUCUCAAAUAAAACUUCAGCAGUUAUGGCAAUGCAUAGAACUAAAUGCACUGCUGUUCUUAAAAAUGUUCUUAUGCCUCACUUUGUUGCUAAGCUAAAAGAAGACAUAGGCGAUAAAAAGUACAGCGUCUUACUUGAUGAAUCUACGGAUAUUUCUGUUUUAAAGUAUCUGGGGCUAGUAUAG